AGACGCGAACCAACAGGGAGUAUUAACUGCGACUACAACAUGCGGUACCCCUAAUUGAGUGUGGUAGCGAUGAAAGGAGGACGCACAGUGUCUUGAGAGCAUCUUCUAGAGCUACUACAAAGCAGACAAGGAGCUGAGAAAUUUUUACAAUGAGAUUAUAGAUAAGCGAAAUACAACCAAGAACCAGUGCCGCCUGCGCAGCGCCAAUUUGUUUCUUGAACUUUUCGUGCUGCAGGGUUGUUGUUGAGAGGAAACAACUAUUGAGAACUAUCUUGCUGCGUGGCUCUACUUCUUAAUCUUACGACGUGGUUGCGCCACCAUGACAAAAACAUAGUUGUACUGGGAAAAAAUAGAGUGAGUACACAACAACUGGGCGUCAAGAAGAGCAGCAAACUAACUUCGUGACCUAUGGCAGCCGCAGCUAUGAAGAUGGGAGCUAAAGCACAAGUAGACCACCAAGCAAAAGCAUGAAAGCAUCAAGCUAGCACCGAAAAACCCAAAAUGAGUCGUUCGGGCUCGCCAAAGUCCUCGUCCGUCCGGGUUAAGGAGGAGGUUUCCGCUCCUGGAGGCAACGACGAAGAGGACGACUUUCUGGAUGACGACGAGGUUCUCGGUGGGGGGUUGCUGGACGAGAAUGAAGAAGACCUUCUCGGCGGCGGGUUGGAGAACGAUGGAGAAGCUGGUGUAGAUGACGACUUUGAUGCAGAAGCAGAAGGAGAGGAACAACCGCCGGCCGCAAUAAAGGAAGAGGCCGAGGAGAAUGAGGGUGACGACGACGACGCUUUCAUUAUACCUCCAAAUAAUCACGAGCGGGAGCCGUCUGGUAGCGGUUCUGUAUUACCGCCCGGAAAAAGACGAAAACUUGCAGAGGACGCGCAAGACGAUGAGAAUGUCCAUCAGGAGCUUCCGGCUGUCGGUAGAAGUACCCCAGGACGAGAUCACGACGACCCACAGCAACCGCAGUCCUCCGCAUCGUCGACAGCGAAGCAAAAUAAACUCCGCUCGACUUCCGUCGCACCUCCGGCUACUGAUAACAACAAGGCUGCGCCAGCUUUUACCAAAGCAGGACUCUUUUCAAAAAAGGAGAACAAUAAAGAAGGAAAAGCCACGACAUCUAACUCCGUGGACCUAAAAGACGUGCACAAGCUGACAAGACAGCAAAUCGAAUCGCUGAACGACGAGCGCGAGCUUUGGUACGAUUGGAGGGCGGUCGACAGGGAUGCUGAUAACAUCCUUCCCCCGCACGGGAUCGAGUACCUCAGUAUCCACAGUAAUUGAGCUUGUUCGUUUCGUCGUGACAUCAGUACACGUACAAAGAAAUAAUGACGAACCUUUAUUUAUUGCGACAUCAAUUAACCUUUUGCUGAACUACAUGUUCUAGCAUCACAAGUUUCCUUCUCUACUAGUGUGGCGAAAAUGAUCAGUCAUGCAAUUACAGUUUGUCGUUGUACGUGAUGUGUAUAUAAAUUUGUGUUGCAUACUGCGAAUCGAAAACUUCAAGUCCUACGGCGACCGGGUCACUGUGGGACCGUUCCAGCGGUUCACCUGCGUGAUCGGGCCCAACGGGAUAUCCUGUGCAAAAGUAUCGUACUCGUCAUAUUGCAAUCAUGCAUUACAAAUCCUUUUGCUAAGGUAAAUCCGCAUUACAAAUUUUAUUUCUCAUGCUGAGAAAAUUUGUAAUGCAUUUAUACGAGUGCGAUACUUUUGCAGUUCAUAUGGGAGCGGGAAGUCCAACGUCAUGGACGCGUUGUCGUUUGUGCUGGGCGUUAGUACAAAGGUAAUACCCGAUUAAGUAGUUCAAGAUGACAUUAUAAAUUCAAGGGUUUCCUGAUGGUGCUAGUCAAAGCGAUAUCUGCCUCGAUUGUACUCUCUCCUUUACGUUCUCCUGCAAGUUCUCGUUCUCCUGCAAGUUCUCGUUAUCGUGCAAGUUGAUGUAGUAGUAGUUCGUAUUGAUCCUGAAGUUAAUAUGGCAAAGACCUACUGGCUCUGGCUACUGCACUCCUAGGUUCUGCGGUCCAACAAUUUGAAGGAGUUGAUCCACCGCAAGCAGGGGGACGAGGGGUACGAUCCGACCAAGCCAUAUGGGAGUGUCAGGAUUGAAAUCGACAAAGUUGAAAUAACUUGUAAUGCAUAAAAUCGAUAUCAUUUGGAAGCCCAAUUUCUAAGCGGCGCAUGACAAAUUUUCGGAGCACUUGAAUCCGAUUUGUCAUGCUGUUUGGGCACAGAAGACUGCUUUUGUCAUGCUCCUUUAGCAGCUCUAUCCCAAACCCUAAAUAGGCUCACAAUCUGCCUCACUUACCCUCCCGGCAAGACAGGCACUUCAUGCCUUGCAUUUUAUACAUGACAAAUUGUUUCAACUUUGUCGAUUUCACUUCUGACACAUCCAUAAGCCAGCGCUCCGCGCCUCCGAGGUUUCCAUGGUGUUCAAGCACGACAACGGGCUGCGGUCCGUCUUCUGCCGGUGCAUCUCGAAGCAGGGGGUUUCUUCCUACUAUCUGAACGACGAGGACAAAACGGCGGUGGAGUACCUCGCCGCGCUGACGAAAGUCUAUAAAAGUGCACAACUCUCCCUCCCCCUCAUUUGUAUAGCAUGAACGGCAAUACAAGCAUCAGCCAGAAUGCCGGUUUUGCAUGACAGGUUCCCGCUGGAGUGUAGUGCUAUUUGGGCUGCCACCAGAACUUGUCAUGCAAAUAGUGCCACAAGGCAGCAACUAUAUUGGAGGUUUUGCAUGACAAAAAUGAGGGGGAGGGCGAGUUGUGCACUGUUAUAAAGUGAACAUUUUGUCCAAGGCCCGGAACUUUCUCGUUUUCCAGGGGGACAUCGACGGGCUCACGCGAAAGCAGGGGCAGGAGCUCACGAAGUUUUUCGAAACUAUCUCGGGGAGCGACUACUACCUAUCCUGUGCAAAAGUAUCGUAGUCGUACUAAUUGCAAAUAUGCAUGACAAAUCUCCUUCCUAAGGUAAAACAGCAUUACAAAUUCCACUUUUCUUCUUGCCAAAAUUUCUGAUGCAAUGUAUACUAGUACGAUACUUUUGCAAUGCAUACUACCGCGAGGAGUGCGACAACCUGCUGAAAAAACACCAAGAGGCCGAGGAAAGAUUGCGGCUGAAAAACACCGAGAAGCGAGAAGCCUUGGAAACCCAGAAAGACGUCGUCAAAAAGGCUGGGCAGGUAUAAAAGUUGCAGCUCUUCUUCUUACACUUACUUUCUACUUCCGAACGUGAGUGCUGCCGGCGUUAUUUGUCGCACACGACCAGCAGCACGACCAGGUAGAAGAUCAGUGUGUACUAGAAAGCUGUAGUUAUUUCAAUCCUCUCAAUAACUCCCUCAGAGUCAGUGAGGAGUUUCACCUCCUUGAUCUUUUCUUGACAUACCACAAGAACCAUUGUUGAGAAAUUCUUGUUAACAACGACAUACAUUUGAAUGCAUUUCCCGAAAAAGAUCUUCAUGAAGAUGAACACAAAGUCACGACACAUUCACAUACAAAAGGCGGAGCAAUACCUGACCCUGAAGCGUCGCAAGGACGAGGUGGAGAAGGACAACGCGCUUUUCCAGCUUUCCGUGUUGUACCAGAUGCGGUUGAAGCAUGACAAGGAUUUAUCCUGAUUAAAAACAUGGUCCCCACGUCGACCCCAUAGAUGGUUCUUAAGAUGGACGAGACUUUGCAACACAAAUUUGGGGAGUUUGAUGUACACAUGACAAGGUGCAGGCUGUAAUGUAGUGCCUGCAGUUGUAGUAUGGAUUGGAAAGGGAAGCCGAAUAAUAAUUCCACCUUUUAUCGUGUUUACAGCAUUACAAGUUCCAAAACACAGCUGGAAACGUUGCCUCUGAAGAACAUGGGGAUCAUGCGCGUUUCAACUGCUUCGGUACUUCUUCUUGCAAGGCUACACUACAAUUCUGGGGUGGGGAGGACGUUUUUGCCUCGGAUAGGAGUUGAAGGUGGAGGAAGCUAAGUUCGAAGAAUUGCGGGCCAAGUACCAAGACCAGUUUGCGAAACUGCAAGCGAAGAAUGAGGAGCAUGGCAAACUGGUGGUUGCACUGGGCGCGAAGCAAAUCGACUACGACACGGCGAAACAUAAUGUCGAGAAGUGUGAGAAGGCGCUCGGGCGGCUGGCCACCGACAAAAGCAACCACGCAAAAGAAGCGCAGGAAAGGGAGCGGGAGCUGGAAAACUGCACGGAAAUCAGACGUAUGAAUUGCAAAAGUAUCGCAUUCGUAUAAAUGCAUUACAAAUUUUUGCAUGAUAAAUAAAAUUUGCAAUGCUGUUAAGAAAAAUAUUUGUAAUGCAAGACUUGCAUUUUGUCGAGUGCGAUACUUUUGCACAGGAUAAGACGGCAAACGGAGCACCAUAUCGCCUCCAUCCAGGAAGGGUUGCAAAUGAUGGAGGGGUGUCAAAUGUAAAAAUGUCUGGGUCUGGAAGAAUGCGCGAUUUGUCAUGCAGCUUUUCCAUGACCCACGAAGGAGGCUUGGAAUGCAGGACCUAGCAUGACAGAUUCUGUGCGAUCUCUCUCAUGCCUAUCCUGCAUGAGAAACCCCCUCCCGACUUGGUCAAAACUGGACGACUUUUGGUAAUCACGCAAGAACACAGAUUGUUGUAUGCUUCAGAUUUAGCAUGACAAGUUGCAUUCUUCCAGACCCAGACACUCCUCCAUUUGAUAAGGGGCAGAAGCAAGUGGUCUUAAACGCGAUGAAAAACAUGGAUAUCACUAGGAAUAAACACCCAUCCGCACCAUCCAAUUUGAUGUCAUGAAAAUCAUGCAUCAAAUCCAAUGUUUCUUUGUUAUGCAAAAAAUAAUGGAUGGCGAUGGGUGUUUUUUCCUGGAUACUCAAGGAAACGAUGUUUACCGCCGAGGAAAGGAGGGCGUACGACCAGACGUUUGAACAGGCGGCCGCGAACACCAAGGGACUGACCACGAAAAUCAAAGCCGCUUUCGAAGAGGUAGACGCUUUGGAGAAAAAGCUCGCGAAUAAGCGGGCGGAAGUGGUCGACAAAAAGGAGGCUUCGACGCGGAUUGACACCAAGAUUAAGCAAGUAGACACGGAGCUGAAAACAAGCCGCUAUCACCUGGACGAAGCGAUGGCACAAAGAGACAAGUGCACGGUAUUUAUAAAUGUUGUAGACGGAAGUAGAUGUAGAUGUAGAUUCAAGAGGUGAUGAAGAUGAAUUCCUUCGUAGUCCUCGACAAGCCGACUCUAUUGUUUGGAGCCCUACUUCUCAAGUUAGUUUGUCUGCUUCAAAACUUCAUGAAACAACUCGAGGUAUAAAGAAAAAAGAAUUACAGGACGACCUGGAGAACCUCCAGCCGGGCCUGGAGGCCCUGUCCGCCACUUUAAAAGAAAAGCAAGUCGAACUGGACAAAAUGGAUGAGAACGAGCAAGCGGAUACCCUCAGUAAAAACCUUCCACAACGGACCCGAGGGUCAAGUAGAUUUUUGCAGUUCUGCAAGACAUCUUUUUUUUAUAUAGGAUUCACGCAUGAAAAGCUUCUAGGUUAUACAGUGUACUACUAGCCUAGCUAGUGGUCCAGAUACGGCGUCGUGAUGAACGGAGUCACUUAGCGCACGAAAGAAUCGAAAUCCCAACCACGAUGAGAAACCGCCUGUUAUGUAGAGCAGCGUGAGAGAUUGCAUUGACGAGGUGAUGCCCUCGGCAACAGCAUUCAAAUACGCAUGGCAACUCUGGGUCGGGAUGUUUUUACUCAGGUGGAUAGAAGACAUGGAAGUGCGCCGCGACGAGCGGGACGAAGACGUGCAGCUCAAGUGCGUCAAGAACAUGAUAACCCGCUUAUCCUGAGUAAAAACGUACCCACACCAUAGUCAAGAUGGGGAAUCGGCUAGACAAAUCCACAAGUUUUGGCUGUUUUGCAUGACAAAUUUGGAUUCGUAGUGUAGUGCUGUUUGAGCUAGCUCAGCAGCAUCACAGAUCUAGCAUACCGUGCUGAUUGGAGCAUGACAAAUUGCAAAACACGAUUGGAAAAUGCUUCUCAUGGGGCUCCGCAUGAGAAACAUUUUCAGCAUGCAGAUUUGCAUACACAACUAUGGGGUGGGUACGUUUUUACUCAGGAUACCGCUUCCCCGGGAAGGUUUUCGGUCGUGUGUCAGACCUGUGUAAACCGACGAUGCAUCAGUUCAAAACCGCCGUUACCAUGUCAAUUGGGCCCAAGAGAUGCCAGGCGGUUGUGGUGCAGGACAAAACCACCGGGAGGAAGUGCAUGGAAUUUAUGAAAGCCUCAGGUUGGAAAUCCUCAAAGUGGAAAUAAUUUGUAAUGCAAAAAAACGACUCCAGGCGAAGCGCCAUUUCUAGUCGGCGCAUGACAAAUUUCCCGGGCACUCAAAACGUGUCUGUCAUGCUAGUUAGGCAAAGGGGUGCCCUUCUGUCGUGCCAAUCCGCAGCCCAAUUCUUCACCCCUAGCAGGACAAUAGUCGGCCUCCAUUGUGUCCUCUGCAAUACAGUCUUUUUUGCCUUGCAUUUCAUGCAUCACAGAUUAUUUCCACUUUGAGGAUUUCCAUUCUGAGGCUUUCAUAGAAUUUGUGCGCCAGCAGGGUCUUAGUCCGAUGACGUUUUUGCCUGUUGUAUCAUUUGUAAAAACGUCCCCACACCAUAGUUGUAAUGCAGAUUUGCAAAGACAGAGAGACUUGUAAUGCGCAUCACCUUGAGAGCCAUUUCCAAUCCUGUUUUGGAAUUUGGGAUGCUGUGAACAGGAUGAGCCGAUGAAUCUGUGAUGCGGCUGCACUUGCUAACCUGCACUACACUGCAGAGCUCAACUUGUCAUGCGUGACUCACAAAACUCCUAGGUUUGUGUUGCAAAAUCCCCAUCCUGACUCUGGUGUGGGUACGUUUUUACCCAGGAUAUGUUGAGGGAAUGAACCUCGAAACACUGAUUCCCGUGGACAAGGUCAAGCGGGUGAAGGACUGCAAGCCCACACUGGACUGCGUAUGCAUUUUUGCGAAUGUGUCUGGGUCUGAAAUUUAUCACACUGGUCUGACAGGAAGACUGUAGAGGUACACAGAGAUAGUGAUGCAUGUCUACGAAAUAAAGGCUCUUUCUUUUGUCGUGAACAACUUCUCAUGCUUGGCUCCUGUGCUGGGUUCAUAGCAUUGCAGUUUAUUGUAGUUCACAGCUUAGCAUGAAAAGGAAAUACCCAGGAAACAUGUUUGCACUGAAUAUUGUGUGGUCCUGAAUGACAAGAAGUUCGAACCAGUAUUUCGUUAUCUGCUCCACAAUGCGGUCAUCUGUGACACCUUGGACCUGGCGCGGCGGGUGGCGUUCGAGAACCUCAAGAAGGCGGGGCUGAAGGGAAGCAUUAACAUCACCUGCCUGAAUGGCACGCAGAUUAACCAACGCUAUCCUGAGUAAAAACGUACCCACACCAGAGUCAGGAUGAGGAUUUAGCAACACAAACCUAGGAGUUUUGUGAGUCACGCAUGACAAAUUGCAGGCUGUAUUGUAGUGCAGUUUAGCAAGGGAAGUCGCAUUACAAAUCCCUCUGCUCAUCCUGUUCACAGCAUGACAAAUUCCAAAACACGAUUGGAAAUGGCUCUCAUGGGGAUGCGCAUUACAAGUCUUCCUGUCUUUGCAAAUCUGCAUUACAACUCUGGUGUGGGUACGUUUUUACUCAGGAUAAACGCGGAAAUGUCGUCAUAGACAUUCGGAUAUGCAUUGCAAAAGUAUGCAAUGUAAAUUUCCUGUACAAACAUGUACAAAAUGCAUGACAAAUUUCGCUACCUUGCAGAGUCCAACUUGUCAUGCUGGAGUAGGAUUGAAGGCAAGUUUUGUCAUGCAGAGACUGCAUUUGUACCUGUACGGGAAAUUUACUGUGGAUAAAAAGUAUCGUAAUCGUACUAAUUGCAUUUAUGCAUUUACAAAUCUUUCUGUUAAGGCAAAUCCGCAUCACAAAUUUAUUAAUUUGGAAUGCUAAGCCAAUUUGUAAUGCAGUUUAUACUAGUACGAUGCUUUUGCAUUGGAUAUCGGGCCACGCAAGCAAGUAAGCGCGUGGUCUACAACGAAAUGGAGCUGAAGCACAAGGCGGACGAGCGCGCCGCGUUGAGGAAGGCUCAACUAGCCCUGCAGGAGCAGAUCCGCGAGAUGCGCGACAAGGAGCGACACGCGCGAGAGGUCAGGGACAAGGCGGAGGCCAUGAUUCAGGAGGUGGACGCGCGACACAACACCAAUCUCCGUGCGCUGGAAGAAAUGCAGAAGCAACACCAGCCCGCGCUGCUAGGCUUGAACAGCGCCCAGACGGAAGUGGACAAUUUGAAAAACACAAUUGCAGACAAGAACACCGCGCGCAAAAAUCUCGAGGAUCAGCAGAAGAACAGUAACAAAAAGCUGUGGGAGGAAUGCUCUAAGCAGUUGGGAAAGAAAACGGCAGCGGGCGUCGUCGACGUGGUGCAAUAUAAACGUGAAAAGGACGACCAAAUUGGGAAGUGGAAGCAGGACCUGGCGAAACUAGAAGAUGGGCAGAAGGACUUCUCCAAUGAGAAGCAGCAACUGUAUGAAAAGUGAGAAGUACCCCCAUCCCUACCCCAAAGCUUUCAUUCAAAUAUGUUUCUGUUUGCGUUCUUGCAGCAAACAAUUUUUUGUUGUUGCGCAUCCAGGUUUCGGCGAUGAAAACGUUUAUUUCUACUUCAUCAGAUUCAUUCUAACUGCGCGAACAAGCUCCUACGUGGCGCGCCUCCCUUGUCCUGAGAUCGCCUUUCGCAACACAGAUUCGCGCUACUCUGGCUUGCGCGUUCGUAAUUCUGCUACAUGCAAGGCCGCGAAUUUUUUCGUUGGGGGCCUUUGUAAUGCAGACACUUGGCCUUUAACUUUAUUCUGGGGCGGGGGCAUUUCUCAUUUCGAUAAACAGGACCAGAAGCUGAUGACACUGAACGUCGACAAACUGAAGCAGCUACGGAAGAAAAAAUAAACACCUAUGUAGGUGUAAGUCUGCAAUGCAAGGCAUUCAUAUUCAACAGAGCUACACUUGUCGUGCUACCUAUUUAUCACAGGCACAGUGCCUUGUAGUUUUCAUAAAUGUGUUUUUUGUUUUUCGUACUAACUGCGCAUGACAGGCUUCGGCUUUCUCGUUCAUGCAGAGCAAUUUUUUUCGUCAUGGUGCUGUCCUCUACUUCAUGAAAAAAAACUAGCACCAACACGUGUUUUUUUCCUUGGAUAGCUGCAGAUGGAGUCCGCGCAGCAGAAAUUCGAUCAGGCGGCAACCAUAUGAAAUGCAAAAGCGUCGUACUAGUAUAAAUCGCAGGACAAAUUUCCUCAGCAUUAGAAAUGAAAUUUGUAAUAUAACAGGCUCAGAUGUCUAAUUCAGCGAAUUCCAAAAAAAAACAUUUAGGUCGUGGAAACGCGUUGCGUUUUCAAUGCUGAUUCCCCCAGUAAGCUGAUACAAACUGGCUACCUCAUAGCUGGAUAACUGUCUUGCCAGCCGCAAGGCAACCACCUCCCUGCGAUCUAGCUGACACCACAGCUGGAAUGGUUCCAAGCAUCCCUUUGGAGUUGACAUAGUGCCUGCUGUCGCGGUCUUUGUCUUUUUUUUGGCUUCUGCUUUCUUUUUUGUCGUACUGCUUUGGAGGAAGCUGCUCGAUGAGCAGGGGCGCCAACUACGCCAAGGGGCGAAGCGCGCACGACAGCCAUCUACUUCGUUUCUGCAAUGGUCUUCGGCGCCUCUGCGACUUCUGCACCCCCUGCGGAGGAAAUGUCGUCCCUCAUUGUAAGGUUGCCGCGCUUUUGUUGGAGAUUGUUUUCUUCAUCUCGUGCAGCUUUCGUGAAAAUUGCACAACGUAAGGAGCUUCGAUCUACACCAUAAGAAAGCGAAAGCUCACCACGGGCGACUGAUUCCGCUCCAAAGGGAUCUUCGGGGCCUCUGAGACUGCAAAGACCCUUCUCCAGAAGAAAUGGCCGGCGGGGCCAGUCAGAUGGCUGCCUUUCUAGGUAGACAGGACGUUGGGCGCUGGCUCGAAAUGUACCAAAAGGCACCACUGCCGAACGGCCCGACUUAUGGGUCUGCUUUUCCCCACCCCUUUUGUGACCCCCAUGAUUUUCGCAAAGCUAGACCGGAAAAGUGGCUCCGUGCCGUUCUGAUUAGGCUCAUAAAGGGGCCACCCGUUUUGAGCACGAAAUGGCUUCGCUUUGUUCCAUUUUCGGCAACCCCCUCCUCUACCCAUGAUUUUCGCAAAGCUAGCCCGGAAAAUUGGAAGCGUGCCGCCGUGGUUAGCCUCAUAAAGAGGUCACCAAAAUGCCGCCGCUUGGUGGAUGAGCUGUGAUUUUCGCAAACCUAGACCAAUUUUUGAACAGCAUAGCAUCGAGGAAAGUUUCAGAAAUGUGACGCCAUUUCGGCCAGGGACUCAGGCCAGUGCCCGGACGCUUGCGGAGACGCGAUCUCUGGGCAAGUUUUCGCCCGAUUUUGCAAUACGAACAUGCCUGAGCCGAGUGCUGGCAGCGCAGGCGAAGUGCGUGGCUAAUGCGCUGAAUCGCGGCCAAGCACGACAAAAAGAACACCGGAAAGCGCACGGAAAGCAGCGGCCCUUGCUCCAGAGGGCACCUCUUGGGCCUCGAGACUCCAGUGGCAGCUUUGGAACAGGGGCAGCAACUUGCCGCACGCUUUUGCUCCUUUGUCCGGUUCGUUGCCUUUUUUUGUCGUGCAGUUCUUAAGAAAUCUGCAGGACAAACAAACGUCGAGAAUCCAAAAGGACGAGGCUGCCGGGAAAUUGUGGGGCAAUUGCACAGAUCCAUUAGGCGGCUUCCAGGCUGUGCGCAAACUAGUGCAAAGCCGGGCCUUGCGAGGGGCCAACUGGCUCAGUCCGAUGUUUCCGUGACCUAAACAAUUUUUUUUGAAAUUCGUUGAAUUAGACAUCUGAGCCUGUUAUAUGUAAUGCAGGUUUGCUUUAGGAAAGACAAGAGAUUUGUGAUGCAUGACUCCUGCGAUUAGGAUUACUACAAGUACGAUGCUUAUGCACAGGAUAAACCAAGUACACAGAAAGGGAGAAGGAGUUGCUCGUUCUGAAGCAGUAUCAACUGCAAAUAUGUCUGGGUCUGGGAGAUUGCGAGAUUUGUCAUGCUAGUCCGGCAUGACUCUGAAAUCUGUAUUGCGUGGCCGUCAAGAAGAGCUCCUCUUGUCUGUCAUGCAAAAACGCAGUUUCUCAUGCGGAGUACGUAACUCAAAACCGAGGAGAAACUUGUCAUUCCGAGCAGCGCACUAUCACUAAGUACAGUGCGCUCACUAUCCUCUUUCUUGCAUCACAAGUUUCCAGACCCAGACAUAUUUGCAUAGCAUAAGCAGAAAGAAACCGACCAGCUGACAGAAAAGCAGGACAUCGAGGAAAAGAAAAACGUGGCCUACGAGGAAAAAGAGGCAAUGAAAAAGGUAUCCUGUGCAAAAGUAUCGUACUAGUAGAAAUCGCAUGACAAAUUUGCGUAGCAUGACAAAUGGAAUUUCUAAUGCAGAUUUACCUCAGGAAGCAGAUUUGUAGUGCAUGAUUGCUUGCAAUUAGUAAGUACGAGUGCGAUACUUUUGCAAAACAUAAAAGGAAACGAAAGAAGCAACGACGUUGAAGGACAAGAUUCGAGAGGCUGCUGGCAAGUACUUCUCUUCCUUGUCAUUUCCUCACGAUGAUCUUCGGUUGAUUUUUCUGGAUCUCCUCGCAUUAGUACGGUACCUGGACGUAUUAAAAAAUCUCGUCUUGGCAUCCUGCUACUCAAUUUCCUCAGUCAAUUAUAUCAUCGACGUACUACUAGUCAACAGACGAGGAAUGAUGCUCUUGUUGCUGUUUAUGUUCAUCCCGUUGAUUGUUGAAAAAAGUCAAAGUGCAAACUAGAUCUUUCCUUCGUUUGAGUGUACUCAGACUCCUAAUAAUCUCAAAUUACAUAUGAUAUCAAGAAAAAGAAAAGCCCUCGCGGCAUGAUCUAAUAUAACAGAGCCGCCAACGAGAAGAAAAAAACCGAGAUAUCCUAUGGAAAAACGUCCCCAGCGCCCCAUAGUCAAGAUGGAAAAUCGGCUAGACAAAUCCACAAACUUUGGCUGUUUUGCAGGACAAAUUUGGACUCGUAGUGUAGCUAGUGUAGUUGCAGGUACUCCAGCAGCGUCUCAGAUUUGGUCCAUCAUGCUGAUUGGAGCAUGACAAAUUCCAAAACACUACUAGAAGGCGCUUCUCUCAGGGCUCCGCAUGAGAAACAUUCUCAGCAUGCAGAUUUGCAUUACAGCUAUGGGGUGGGGACGUUUUUCAAUACGAUACGAGAAGAAGGCGCUUGACAUGGUCGGCGAGUUCAUUAAAGAUGGGAUCGAGGUUCCAGUAAAACCGUUCCCGCCAGUAGUGUAUGCAUUGCAAAACCAUUGUACUAGUAUAAGUCGCAAUACAAAUAUUGCCAAGAGAAAAAAUGCGAUUUGUAGUGUUGUUUUCCCAUAAGCCAUAGAUCUGUCAUGCAUGCCUGCGAUUCGUACGAGUACGAUGCUUUUGCAUUGGAUAUAGUGCUUUCCAGCGACGAUCAAGCCGAGGUGGAAGAUGGUGGCGAGGUAGAGAAUGCGGGCGACAAGACGCAGGACGGCGAAGUGCGGGUAAAGGAGGAGCUGGAGGAAGACGCGGGCGGGGAGGAAGGCAGCACGACGAACAACAAGAAAGCUGCGGCAAAGAAAAAAGCUGCAGCCAAAGCGAAAUCGAAGGCCGCGGGGACAAAGGCUGCGGCUCCGAAGUCAAAAGCCGCCGCGGCGAAGCCCAAAACUGCUAUGAAAAAAGCGGCGGGAGGAGCAGGGGGUGACAACGAUAAGAAGAUGAAAAUGAAAAUGAAGAAGAAGGAAACGCUACUUCCAGCAGAAGAGGAAGACGACGAGGACGAAGAGGAUGAGGACGACGAGCAACAGGCCGAGGAUGCGGGCGAAAACGAAAACGCAGAGGAAAACAACGAGAAAAGAAAGUCCGAGUCCAGCGAACUUGAGAACAAGGAGCCCGCAGACCCGAAUUCCUUCAGCGCUAUCUACACGAGGUUUCUGGAUGAGCAGGAGACUGGGGACGUCGCGGAGGCGUUGACCUUCGAAAAGAUCGAGCAACUUUUCAACUUCGAUUUCGACCGCCUUCCCCCACAGCACCGGCCCUCCGCGGCCGAGGUGGGAGAAGUGGACUACGUCGAAGUGGGUACCAUUUUCCAGCAGAACAUGCAAGAAAUUCAGGGACUGAAAAAGGACUUGGAGGAGUUCGACAACCCAAAGAGGCUGCUCCGCGCGCUGGAAAAGAAGCACCAGGCCAAGGCCGAUGUGGAGACCAAGGCGGAGGACGCGGCCCUGGCCCGGAAGGAGACCAACGGCUUCGAGAUCAAAUACAACGAGGUGAAAGAGAUGCGGAAAAAGAAAUUCAUGGCCUGCUUCGACGUCGUGAAGGACAAACUGGACAUGAUCUACUAUCAAAUGUAAAAAUGUCUGGGUCUGGAACAAAACAACUUGUCAUGCUAAAUGUGAACCAUGUAAAAAUCUGUGUUGCAUGACCACCAAAAGUUGUCCAGAUUUGUCCUAAUCGAGAGGCAUUUUCUCAUGCAGGAUAGGCAUGAUAGAACUCUCACAGAAUCUGUCAUGCUAUGUCCUUCAUACCAGACCUCACGGGUCACGAAAAACCUGCACGACAAGUCUGGCACUCUUCCAGACCCAGACAUUUUUGCAGUUGAUAUCUACAAGGAGCUCACCAGUACGGACGACCUGGAAGGCGGCGCGGCUUAUUUAGACAUCGAGUGCCCGGACGCACCCUUCGAAGGGGGGAUCAAGUAAUGUUUAUAUGGACGAGAGCAUUUUAUUUUUGGUUCAUUAAAUAAGGCUGCUCUUGUUCAACAUGGUCUGGAGUUGCUCCACUUAGGAGUAUUAAAGAGCCAAGACCAGCACGCAACCUCUUCUCACAAAAAACGCUUCUGCAGGUACACCACCAUGCCACCGGCCAAGCGGUUUCGCGACAUGCACCUGCUUUCUGGUGGCGAGAAGACCCUCGCCGCCCUCGCCCUCUGCUUCGCCGUGCACUACUACCAGAAGCCCCCGUUUAUCAUCCUGGACGAGGUUGAUGCCCCCCUCGACAGCUACAACGUGCGGUCGGUGAGAAGAUACCUGUCGCGGGCGAAGUUUCAGUCCAUCGUGAUUUCGCUCAAAGUAUGCACUACAAAGUAUCGUACUCGUAUCAAUGCAUUACAAAUUUCCUCUGCAUGUUGAGAAAUAAAAUUUGUAACGCUGAUCUACCUCAAGAAAAAGACUUGUAAUGCAUGAUUGCAAUAGCAGUGCGAUACUUUUGCACAGGAUACAAAGACGAGCUGUUCUGCCAGUCCGACGGGCUCUUCGGGGUGUUCAAGGACCAGGUGAAGGAGUAUGAGAGCGCACCACUCCGCUUCGCCCUCAUUUGUCAUGCAAAAUCCGAUAUCCAGUUGCUGCAGUGCGGCACUGCUUGCAUGACAAAUUUCGGAAGCCCUGACCGCACUACAUUUGUAAUGCACACCAGUCUGCACAUGUCUGUGCUCGUGUAUUGCUGCUCAUGCCAGACAAAUGAGUGGGAGUGGGUGGUGGAGUUAUGCAUUGUCAUAAGGAGCAAAGCGGCACACUUUCCACGCGGGCGUUCCGGAUGGCUUUGGCGAGCAAACAGGCGAAGCCACCAGCGGGGGCAAUGAGAAGUUUCGGCGGGGGGUCGUUUGGCGUGCAGCUGAAUAAGGGAAUUGGUGGUGGGACGGCUGACCCUCCUGCUGCUGGAACUAACAUUGCAGCAGGCAGGAAGCUGCUGUUCGACUGAAAUGAAGCCAACGCACCUCCUCCUUGGCGAGGAGGCUACUUCAUAUUGAUUUUUUCUUUUUUUUCGCAACCAAAAAUACUACGCAUUAUAAUUACCAACAAAGCAGUUGAGCAACAAGUAUAUUGACUUCUCUAUCUUCACGAUGACGAAGAGUCAGAGCUUAAGUGCCGAUCGAGAACGAGAACUGAAGACAUACCUCCUUGUCCUUACCGAACAAUCGACAUGAUCGGUAUACAGUUGUUGACUCUGAAGCAUUGCUGAGUCGGGCCGAAGUGCCGUCAAAGGUCAUCCUAUUGCCAUUCUACAACCUGCCGCUCGAAAAUGUUGGAUGCGAACACCAUGCAAGAGAACUCCAUUUGUUCGCUCAGAUGGGCAUGGCCUCC
Molecule: messenger RNA, 15124 nt
Organism: Amoebophrya sp. A120
Lineage: Eukaryota; Dinophyceae; Syndiniales; Amoebophryaceae
Source: the annotation of a GenBank genome assembly